AACGCUGUCAAAUUGGCAUGGGUGUUUGGGUGUAACUUCAAAACCGUACGGACGGACACAGGGCAGAACCAAAAGCUAGUUCCGUGUAUUGGCACCGAGGCAGCUUCUUUCGGUCUCACUGAGUGAGUGUAUCAUGGCGGCACAGAUGGCGGUAAAUUCGGGAGCCAGUCUGUGGCGGCCACUGAAGGAGCUCUGGGAGACGGUGGAUGGAGCCUUGUUGAAGAGACAGUCAGAGAGUGUCCAUCUUUUAGAUUUGCAGCUCAAAAAGCAUAAACCACACUUUUUGUCACUUUUUAAGAACCCGCCCAAAAGUGCUGAACAGAGGGAAAAAGUGCGCAAAGCCAGCACUGACGGCAUUGCCAUUCAGGGUCAACAGGGGUCUCGGCUGCUUCCUGAGCAGCUUCUGACAGAGGCUUUCAUCCUGAGUGACCUCUUUGAUAUUGGAGAGUUGGCAGCAUUGGAGCUACUGUUAGCGGGUGAGCAGCAGCAGCCAUAUUUUCCUGGGCUGACUCGAGGACUGGUAGCUGUGUUGCUUUACUGGGAUGGAAAGCUUUGUGUGGCCAACUCUCUGCAGACACUCAUUCAAUCACGCCAUGGCAAAACCUUUACCCUGAAUCUAAGUGUGGAGUUGGUGGCCCUGACAACUCGUUUUACAGAUGAGCUGAUGAGCCAAGGUUUGACCAAGCGUAUCCUAAACUUGAUGUCAGAGAUUAGUGUUACACGUGAAUUUGAAAAGCUUCAAAAAGAACGAGGCCUUGGUAAUGAAAAGCACAGGAAAGAGGUUUCCUACCUAAUCAAUGAAUGCAGACAGGUGCUGGCUGACAGCUUGUUUUCAUGGACCUGCCAAUCACCCCUAACUAAAGAUGACACUCUGGCUCUCAUCAGCCAUCUGGAAACAGUGACAGCUCAGGCUGAUGGCUCAUUGCACAGUGUAAACCUGGCUCUGGUUAUGGCCCUGCUGUACUGCUUAGACGUCAGCUUUGUUGAACAAGGGACUGAAGAUAGAGAAGAUCUGCUCCAGGCACUGCCCUUGUUGACUGAGAGACAGUACGUUGGUGCAGUACACAGUCGUCUCAUGGCGGACCAACCAUGGAGACUUCCGGGGCUUCAGGCAGUGUGUCGACUGGCAUGGGCUCUGUCCCUUAGGGUCCUUUCCCAACUGCCACAAGGUUCUGCUCUUGUAGAAUUCACAGAGGCAGAUGAGGCCCUGACUGACCAGGCUCUGCUGGGAGAUGUCUUUCUGUUCAUAAAGGAAGGCAUGCUGGGAUGUGAGAGUUUUGCACAUGAAGAGUUUUACAUCCGUCGGCUCCAUUCACUUAUCACGGAUUUCCUGGCACUUAUGCCAAUGAAGGUGAAACAGCUUCGCAACCGUGCUGAUGAGGAUGCCCGGCUGGUGCACAUGUCUCUACAGAUGGAUAGUGAACUUCCAUCAUCCCUGCGGAAAGACCUGGAGCACCUAAUGAACCUUAUAGGGGAGUUUUAUAGCAAAGACUCAUUUGGACUGGAACUGGGUCUGGAGUUCUGGUGUCCCACAGAGUCUCUCCAACACACUUCUCUACAGGGAUCCUACCUGGGAAUGGCUCUGCAGAGGCCUCCGCAUAAGCAGGUGGUGUUGUCCAAGUUUGUGCGACAAAUGGGAGAUCUUCUGCCCUCAACACUCUACAUCUCCUAUCUCCACAUGCUUAAAGGCCUUGCAAAUGGCCCACAGUGUGCCCACUACUGCUUUAGCCUAUUGAAAACUAAUGGAACCACACACAGUGACAACAUUCAGGGAGUUUCGGGCAGCCCUGUGUCCUGGGAACAUUUCUUUCAUUCACUGAUGCUGUAUCAUGAGAACCUACGGAGAGAUCUACCAAAUCCGGAUGCAGUGCAGUACCGACACCCACCAUUGAGGGGCAUCACUCAAAGAGAGCUGGAAGGACUCACUUCGUUUUUGCAGUUGCUCACCAAGAUUAUAUCAUGGAGUGAAAAUGCCAGACUGGCCUUAUGUGAACAUCCUCAGUGGACACCAGUUAUAGUGAUGCUGGGAUUACUACAGUGCAGUGUUCCACCCGUCUUGAAGGCAGAGCUCCUGAACUGCCUGGCUGCCUUUGGAAAGUCACCAGAGAUUGCUGCAUCACUGUGGCAGUCACUGGAGUACACACAGAUUCUCCAGACUGUUAGAGCUCCAGGACAGAGACAAGCAGCUGGAAUCGAGGUUGAGCUGAAUGAGAUCGAGUCCAGCUGUGAAGAGUACCCUCUGACACGGAGCUUCUGUCAUUUAAUCAGCACCUUGGUGGAGAGCAGCCUGCCUGUUAAUCUGGGAGCUGGGCUACGUGUUCCAGGAUUUCAGCCAUACCUUAACUUCUUGCGAGAUUCUGUGUUCCUCCCUUUCCCCACAAGAGCCUACCGUCGCCCAGAGGAGAAGUGGGAGGUUGCAGACUCUGUUCUGGAGGUGUUUCACAAACUGCUGCGUGACUAUGAGCCUCAUCCUUCAGACUUUGUUCAGGAGAUGGUUGAGCUACAGGGUGAGCAGGUCCCUGCCCAUAAGCCCCCCGGCCACAGUAUUAUGUUCCAUCUGCUCAAUGACUCCCCAACUCUGGCCCUUUGCCUCAGCCUCCUGGAGGAAGGUGUACGCCAGCUGGACACUUAUGCACCAUUCCCUGGUAAGAAACAUUUGGAGUCAGCAGUGUUGCAUUGCCUGUGUCUGUUCGACCUGGUUCUGCAGAAGGAGGCAGUUUUCAUGGAUCUCCUCAGGGAGAGCCAGGAUUCUAUGCUGGUCUCGCCAUUGGAGCAGCUGCUUCAGGGGGUCAGUCCUCAAACACGAAGAGCCGAUCAUAUCGUCACCAUUGCCAGGUUUCUUUAUCACAACAGCUCUGACCCAGAAGCUGCCUUCCAAAGUGCCAAAAUCCUACGCCGUGUUGCCAUCUACCCAAACAUUCAGAUUAGGUUGGUGGGAGAUUUCACACAUGAUCAGACUGUGAGCGUCAAACUGAUGGCUGGCUUUGUGCAAUGUUUGGACAAUGAGGAUGCAGAGGAAGUGACGGAGAAAGUAGAUGAAUCAGAUGAGCAGAGAAGGCUAGCAACAGUUCGACAUGAAACCCAAAUCCAUAUUUUGAACCUGCUUAUCACAUCCCUGGAGCUCAAGGCACCAAACCUGGCACUGUAUCUUUUGGGUUACGAAGUCAAGAAACCUGUGGGCUCAACUAACCUCCAGGAUCCAGGUGUGUUGGGAUGUCCACGGAGCUGCUUGCAUGCGAUCCUGAGUCUGCUGCAAAAAGGGACAGAGAAGAGAUCUGGACCUGUCCUCACUCAGCAGGCCCCACACCUGGCUGAGCUUUGCUACCAGGUGAUCUACCAGCUGUGUGCCUGCCCAGAUACGUCUGAACCUACCAUGCGUUACCUGAGGACCAGCCAGGACUUCUUGUUCUCUCACCUCCAACAUUUGCCGUUCAGUCUCCCCAGUAACCAGAUCGCUUCCCUCUCUCAGAUGUCAUGGCUCAUGAAAACAGCUGCCAUAGAGCUGAGGGUCACAUCAUUAAACCGCCAGCGGUCACACACACAACGUCUGGUCAGCCUCCUGCUAGAUGACCAGCCACACCCCCAGCAUACGGCUGAUGGUGAGUCUGGAAUGGAGGAAGAGAACAGAUCUGUUAGUGGUUUCCUGCAUUUUGACACGGUUUCUAAAGUGCGAAGAAAGCUGUUGAGUGUACUCGAUGCCAUCGAUUUCAGUCAGACAAUGCCCGAGCUUCUGCAGCUGGAUUUCUUUGAGCGCACUCAGAUUGAGCAAGUCAUCUCCAACUGCGAGCAUGUCAAUGAGCAAGGACAUAAUGUGUGCAAUGUUAAGCUGCUACACAGAGUGCUGGUCGCUGAGGUGAACGCCCUGCAAGGAAUGGCCGCCAUCGGACAGAGGCCAAUGUUAAUGGAGGAGGUGAACUCAAUCCUGCAACACGUGGUUGAACGUAAUGUUGUCCGCCGGAGUCUAACUGCAAAGAGACAUGUGCUGCAGUCUUGGAGGAACCUGGUGGAGACUCUGCUCACUGCCUGCCCUGCAGAUCUGAUACCUGCUGACGACAGACAACUUAUUAUCAGAGACCUGCUGCUGGACCUGCAUGAUAAAGUGUUGUCCAAGGAUGCAGCAGGGGAACUGAUGCCCAUCGUUGCAGGUGCAGUCUUUACCCUGACAGCCCACCUCAGUCAGUCAGUUCUCUCUGAGCAGCAGCAGGGCCUGGGGUUAGAAACCUCCUCCGGCUUUGCUUCCAUCGCCAACUCCGCCCUGCACCUGAUCCUAAGAAAGCUUCUGGACUUUAUACUUUGUACUGGAGGUGGAUACCAGCGUCUUCGUGCUCAUCUGUAUGGCUCUCUGCUCUACUACCUGCAAAUUGCCCAGAAACCAGAUGAACCAGAUACGCUCCAGACAGCUGGGAGGGCAAUGUGGGAACGACUCACCGCUCCUGAAGAUGGCUUCUCCAAACUUCAGAGAGAAAAUCUUGCUAUCAUUGAGAGUUACGGGAAGUCUCUCAUGGAGGUUGUGUGUAGAGAUGCCUGUGACGGCCAUGAGUUUAGCAGAAUGCUGGCCUUGGCAGUGCUGGACAGAAUUCUGUCUAUAGAUCGUCAGAAUCAGUGGCUGCUUUAUGCCUGCAACAGUGGCUACCUGCGGUCACUGGUGGAGAGCCUGAGACAGGACGAUGUCGCCCUGCAGAGUCUGCUCACGCCUCAGCUGCCCCUACUUAAACCUCUCUACAUCUACGAGAGCAAGAUGGCUUUGCUCACUCGUGUGGCCAAGACAAGCCAAGGAGCUGUGGAGCUGCUGCGCUGUGGACUAGUGGCUCAUUUAAUUGAGUGUCAGGUGUUUGACAUGGUACCUGACAGUGAUGCACACAGAGUGAUGAGGGACGGAUCAGGCUUCAUCCCCAGUCCUAUGGACCGCUAUAGACAGAUCCUCAUACCAACUCUGAGGCUAUUCCAGGUUAUUCUGACCUCCACCACCAUGAACCACCAGCAGGGGGCAGCACAGGUUCUUCAGUGGCUCAUAGUCCAUGCAGACACCAUCCAGUCUCUGUUGCGCUCACAUGAUCUGAGUAUGGGAGCUUUGCAGGUGCUGUCUUUGGUAACAGGAAUCAUCAGUAAGACGGCUCUGCCAGGUGUUUUACAGGCUGGUGGAGAUGUGAACAGUGCAGCCAUCAUGGAGUUCCAGGGUCACAUCAACAGAUUCCAGCGUCUUUGUCUGUCUUUGCUCUCCUGUCUGGUGGGAAGUGAGCGAGAGAGAUUACUGAAGCAGGCAGAAAUCGCUUCACCUGGAGAGUCAGCAGAACGACGAGAGGACAUGGAGGUGGCCAUGCAGCAGGUGUGUGCCAACAUAAUGGAGUACUGCCAAACUCUGCUGCUGCAGAGCUCCACCCAAGCUCAGUUCAGCAUCUGCCUCUUCACCCCUGUAGGCAGUGAGCCAGCUGGCAGAGAUGGAGGACGCACAGAUCUUUCUUCUUCUCUGCCCUUGAUGAAUUAUUCCCGAGCACCCAGUCUGGGUCUGGUUCUGUACCUGUUGAAGACCAGUACUGCAGAUUUCUUCAGGUUUCACCAGAGUCACAGACAGAGCCUAGAUAAGCUGCAGAACCUGGAUCAGCUGCCUCCUGAAGAGCUGAAAGAGCUGUGCCAUGGUUUGGUGUCAGGCUCAGGAGGUGUAGAGAAAAUCUCCUCCGUCCAUAGAAGUCUGCUCGCCAAGAGACGACUGGUCCAGCUGAUCAACAACAGAGCCAAGCUGUUGGCCCUCUGCUCCUAUGUUGUAGAGACAUGUUUGUUUGUGUUGUGGCGCCACCUUGAGUACUACCUUUUGCAUUGUACUCCGACUGACCCCAAAGACUCUCUGUUAUCUGGAGCAAGCUUGGUUCGAUCCCGCUUCACUGACGAUUCAUUUGGAGAUUUGCAGGCGAGUGCAAGCCGUGGACUGUCGCGAGUCAGCCAACAAGACUUGGACCUGCUUAAGAGUGACAUGGUCGCAGGUUUCGGGGAAGUGCUGCAGAGGAAGCUGUUGGAGGUGGAGGGCCUGUACAGCCAAGUCCGCUCCCGCUACACCUUCAUCCAGGCCCUAGUUCGGAGAAUCCGCGGUCUGCUCCAACAUACCAAAAGCUGAGACAUUUGUACAAGAACAAAAAAAACAAGACCAAGAGUUUCUAAAUUGGAACCCUGGCCCCGAUGAGUCAUGAAAAACUAUUAAGGAACUUUUUCAGUCUUUUUGCUUUUUUUUGUGCACCUCACUUCCCUUUUUACUGACUAGUACAACUCUUGUCUUUGAUUACUAUGGUAUGCUAACAUUGUUAAAUCUGAUAAUGCUUUCUAUGUGACCAAUGCUCAUGAAUUUAGACCUGACACUGGGCAAGUAGAACUAAUGAGAACACAUUGAACGAAUGUUUUACAUGUGCUUGUUGAAAUUGAUUUUUUUUUUUCUUUUUGUGAAAAUAAACAUUUUCUAUGUCUGGUAAA
Messenger RNA from Cynoglossus semilaevis (tongue sole), 6459 nucleotides. It is a transcript of the gene nup205, whose product is annotated as nucleoporin 205. NCBI's taxonomy places the organism in Eukaryota, Metazoa, Chordata, Actinopteri, Pleuronectiformes, Cynoglossidae. The transcript has 43 exons. The record is from RefSeq and is a predicted model, not a curated record. Gene Ontology annotation, molecular function: structural constituent of nuclear pore. Gene Ontology annotation, cellular component: nuclear pore inner ring; nuclear pore. Gene Ontology annotation, biological process: nuclear pore organization. Bases 134 to 6109 code for a protein of 1991 amino acids.